Messenger RNA from Passer domesticus (house sparrow), 1591 nucleotides. RefSeq names its product arginine and serine rich protein 1 (gene RSRP1). Bases 148 to 1263 code for a protein of 371 amino acids. The transcript has 6 exons. Lineage: Eukaryota; Metazoa; Chordata; Aves; Passeriformes; Passeridae. The record is from RefSeq and is a predicted model, not a curated record.
AGGGACGUUCUGGAAGGUUCGGCGGCCGCCCUCAGUCGCGGGCGGGCGGGCGGCGGCAGCGGGCGGAGGCGGCUCCUGGCUGCGGUUCUCUCGCUCUGCUAUCGCGCUUCUGUCGCCGAUCGCGGCUGGCGCGGCGCGCCCGGCGCUAUGGGGGUGACUCACGAAGCGGGGCUCUCCCCUCAGGACCCGUGCGGCGGCAGCCCGGCGGGCUGGAGCCGGAGCGCGCAGGUGCCUCAGGGGAACCAGCGCGGGGCGUGCCCGGCAGCGCCCAGCGGAACAGAGACGGGGCACUGCCGGGCCGCAGCCACGCCCGAGGCAGCGGCGGGCAGCACGCAGAAGGGCGGCGCGGGGCAGACGGCCGACAUGGCGGAGUUCAUGGAUGACCUGACGCUGCGCUCUCCCGAGCACGGCGGCUCCCCGGCGCGCUCGCGCUCCUCCAGCCGCUCCUCCAGCCGCUCCUCGCGCAGCUCCAGCUCCAGCAGCUCCUCCGGCCGCUCCUCGCGCAGCUGGAGCCGCUCCCGCUCCCGGUCCCGGCGGCGCCGCUGCCGCCGCCGCUCCCGCUCCUACUCGCGCAGCCGCUCGCGCUCCCGCGGCUCCCGGCGCUACCGCGGCCGCUACCGGCACUACCGGCGCCGCUACCGCCGGCGGCGCUCCCGCUCCUGGUCCCGCGGCAGGGCGUGCUUCCGCCGCUCCUACUCCAGGAGCCGCUCCCGCUCCCGCGGCAGGCGCUACUACGGCUUCGGCAGAACAGUCUACCCCGAGGCCUACCGCGGCUGGAGGAGCCGCUCGCGCACGCGCUCCCGCAGCCGGUCACCGCUGCACCUCAGCGAGAAAGACAAAAGGGAACUCCUGGAAAUUGCAAAAGCCAAUGCUGCCAAAGCUCUGGGAACAGACAACAUUGUCCUGCCAGCGAGCCUGAAGAUCUCUGCUCCUGCCAAGGAGAUCAAAACGGAGAAGCAGGAGCGUGAGGAAGCCACGGAGUCAGCUGAGCAACCUGGGAGUGCAGCUGAGGACGUGACCAAGGCUGGCAUGGAGAGAGCAACCAUCCAGAGGAGCAUUUCCUUCAGCCCUAAUAACACAAUGGCCAAGCCUGCCCUGCAGAAGCCAGUGAGCCACGUUGUGGUUAAGGAGCCAGUGGUGUCUCCAGCCAGGGAGGAUGACAGGAAGGGAAGCCCCUAUGGGCAGUGGGUUCCUGUCAAGAAGGAGGAGAAGAAAACAUUCCUGAACUUUUCACCCAAAAGCUCCCUGUUCCGGGCACGCUGAUGGGAGUCCUGGCAGCCUGCAGCACUUCACCCUCAGCACAGAGGGACACUUCUGAUGGGCUUGAAGACUUGUUAAUACUGAGUAUUUAUUUUGAGGUCUUAAUUUUUGGAAUCUUAGGUUUCUCUUUCAGAUAGAGAGCACACAGAUCCAGAAGCCACAGAUGGGAAUCUUGUGUAUAUUUGUAAAUAUUUUAUAUUGCUUUAUUGGACUAGAACUUGCAGGUGGGUAACUUUUUCUAAACCAUAGUUGAGUAGCUGUUCUUUGAACACCUGGAUUUACUUUGUGUAACUGUUUACUUCAAGUGAAUAAAGUUUAGUUUUGCACUGGC